Molecule: messenger RNA, 343 nt
Organism: Malurus melanocephalus (red-backed fairy wren)
Lineage: Eukaryota; Metazoa; Chordata; Aves; Passeriformes; Maluridae
Product: serine/threonine-protein phosphatase 6 regulatory ankyrin repeat subunit C-like
Exons: 4
Coding region: 8-343 (111 amino acids)
Molecular function (GO): protein binding
Source: RefSeq, a predicted model, not a curated record
AUGGGAUAUGGGAUAUGGGAUAUGGGAUAUGGGAUAUGGGAUAUGGGAUAUGGGAUAUGGGAUUGGACACAAGCUGCUGAUCAGCACCCUAAUGACCAACGGGGCCGACACCGCCCGGCGCGGUAUCCACGACAUGUUCCCGCUGCACCUCGCCGUGCUCUUCGGCUUCUCCGACUGCUGCCGCAAACUGCUGUCCUCAGGCCAGCUGUACAGCAUCGUGUCCUCGCUGAGCAACGAGCACGUGCUGUCGGCCGGCUUCGACAUCAACACCCCGGACGGGCUGGGCCGGACCUGCCUGCACGCGGCGGCGUCUGGAGGGUGGGACAUGGGGACACCGGGGUGA